AAAUAAAAAAAAAAUAAAAUAGAAAGGAAUAGAUAAUUGUGUGUGCGUGUGUGAGUGAGUUAGUAAAUGAGAAGAGAGGGAGGUGUAUAGUAGAAAAUAAUGUGUAAUUUCCAUUCUGCCUUUCAUCCACUACAAUGUUUAGAAUAGCGAUUGUGUCGGGCGCUAUGAAUUCAUAAUUUUUGAUUAAUAAUAAAAUUAAUAAUAGGAUUACGUGAACAGUUAAGGAUAUCAAAUUUAGCAUUUAUGUCUGUGUACGUAGAAGGUGUCUAUCGAGAAAAAAAUCUGUCAAUAAUAGUUUCCUUGGUAUUUUUUCCUCUUUUUUUUUGCGAUUCGGGAUGAUGGGUGACUAAAUGCUCAAGUAUUGAUUUUAUGAAAUAACAAAAUUCUGUUUUUUUUGUUCGUACCACACAACAGCUGCGUAUAUACGUAGGUACAAACAUGCGGAGCAGCAGUCUAUUAUAGUAAUUGUUGUUGGGCAUACCACAUUCUUUUUCGCAAAGUUUUUUACUUCCUCGUACGCCUACAAAGAGAGCAACAAAAGCGGCCCGUAAAAGUGAAAAUGCUGCAGCAGCGUUGUAAUUGCAGCAGCCGCUUUUGAAUUGAAUUCUUUUUCUAAAAACCAGAGAAGCAAGAAAACACAUUCAAGUGUUUUUAUAAAUAAAAUUUUUUUACAAAUAUUUUAAAAGUAUUUAAAAAAAGCAUUCAGAGCUCAAGCAAUCAAUAGAUUUCUGUUGAACAAGUUUACGUGCAUUACAAUGCUUGCUUGACGAAAUUCUUUAGUGUUCUUUUGAAAAACAAUUAAAAUGUAAAAUAAAAAGUCUGUUGUUUGUUAAAGACGGGGUUUUCGGAAUAACAAAAUCUUCAUGCAUAUGAAAAACUCUUGAACCUCCCCCUUAACAAAAUUGUUGGUGGAGUAAUAUUAUUGUCGCUUACGGUAGUGGCAUUGUAUUUGUAUGCAAUACGUAUAAGACUAUCUACGUUUCAAACUACAUACAUGUUUAUAUAUAUAUAUAUAUAUACAAAUAUAUAUAUAUGUUCAUGGUAAUAGUACCUGUCAUAAAUGAUGUCAGUCGUUUCCAUUGAGCCAAAGAGAGGGAGUUGUACAAAAGUUAAGAAUAUAAUAAAAGAAUCUCUAGAAGAAACUUGCACAAAACGUUUAAAAGUUCUCGAAUCCGUUAUAUUAGAAAAUGGCAUGUCACAAGGCAUGUUGUUGGUGGCCGACAAUAAGGAUGCUGACGAUGAAUGCUUACCGCCACACGGCAAGGCCAUAUCUGUCGAAACUCUAUUGGAUGCUCUUCUAUUGCUAUAUGAUGAGUGCUCAAAUUCAUCUUUGAGAAGGGAAAAGACAGUUUCAGAUUUUAUUAAAAUUGUUAAACCUGUGGUUAGCUUGGUGAAAAGGUUACGCUUAACACGUGAUGAUUUUGAAAUUAUCAAGAUUAUAGGCCGCGGUGCCUUUGGCGAAGUGUGUGUGGUACGUAUGAAUAGCACUCAAAAAAUCUAUGCCAUGAAAAUUUUAAAUAAAUGGGAAAUGUUGAAACGCGCCGAAACGGCUUGUUUUCGAGAAGAACGUGACGUUUUAGUUUACGGCGAUCGUCAAUGGAUUACAAAUUUGCAUUACGCUUUUCAAGAUGAAACCAAUUUGUAUUUGGUUAUGGAUUAUUAUUGCGGCGGAGAUCUGUUGACGUUGUUAAGUAAAUUUGAAGAUCGUCUUCCCGAGGAUAUGGCUAAAUUCUAUAUUGGCGAAAUUAUUUUAGCCAUUAAUAGCAUUCAUCAGUUACGUUAUGUUCAUCGUGACAUCAAACCUGAUAAUUUGGUAAUUGAUGUUAAUGGUCAUAUACGUUUGGCUGAUUUUGGUAGUUGUUUGCAAUUGGGUGCAGACGGUAAAGUGCAAUCAAAUGUCGCGGUAGGUACACCGGAUUAUAUAUCGCCCGAAAUUUUACGAGCAAUGGAAGAUGGCCAGGGUCGCUACGGUGCCGAAUGCGAUUGGUGGUCAUUGGGUGUGUGCAUGUAUGAAAUGUUGUACGGUGAGACGCCAUUUUAUGCCGAGAGUCUCGUAGAGACUUAUGGCAAAAUUAUGAAUCAUCAAAAUUGUUUCGAUUUCCCGCCCGAAGACAAUAUGCAUAAAGUUUCAGAGGCUGCCAAAGAUCUUAUACGCCGACUUAUAUGUGCUCCGGAAUUUCGACUGGGGCGCAAUGGUAUUGACGAUUUCAAAUCGCAUCCUUGGUUUGAAGGUGUCGAUUGGGAUAAUUUAAGGCAUGGCCCUGCACCUUACGUGCCCGAUGUUUCCAGUCCUACAGAUACCUCAAAUUUCGAUGUGGAUGACAAUACAAUACGGCAUUCAGAUUCUGUACCGCCCACUUCAAAUCCUGCAUUCUCUGGCUUCCAUUUACCCUUCGUGGGUUUUACUUUCACACAAAAUAGUUGUCUCUCCGAUUUAGGAAAACUUGAUCUAAACUUAUUAACUGAGCGCAAAACCGAUGACUUACUUUUCUACAAUAAUCUUAAACAGGAAUUAUUGAACGAGAAAAAUCUUUCACCAGAAUGUACACGCCAAAUACUCGAUGAAUUGCACAUAUUUACCAAAAAGAAAUCUGAACUGGACAGUAACAGUUCGGGUGAAAAAGAUUCUAGUACGAUGAAUACGGAAACUUCGGAGAUGGAUAGCGCUGCGAAGGCACGUCUACACGAUUUGGAUCAUGAGAUUAAAGAGUUGAAGCGUGAAAAAAUUGAUCUAAUUAAAGAAUACAAUGAUGCCUUAGAUCGCAUUAAGCAGCAGGAUUCCGAAUUAAAAGAUGCUAUAAGCCAAAGAAAUCUGGCCAUGAUGGAAUACUCAGAAGUUACCGACAAAUUGUCAGACCUAAGAAGUCAAAAGCAGAAACUUUCCAGGCAGGUCAGAGAUAAGGAAGAAGAAUUGGAAACGGUGAUGAAAAAGAUUGAUAUAAUCCGCAACGACCUGCGUAAAUCCGAUAAAUCUCGUCGCGAAUUAGAAAUGCGUAUUGAAGAUGCUCUAACGGAUGUAGCGAGCGAAAAGAAACAAAGAGAACGUACGGAAGAACUUUGUCGUCAAUUUCAAGAUGAACUGAAUAAAAAAAGGAGUUCAGAUCCUUACACUACUGGUUCCCAAGCGGCUGAAGCAUCACGAUAUGAAAUAGAGCGCUUAGAAAUCGACUGUACAUCCAAAUUAAAUCAACAACAAGCGCGAUAUAAUUUGGAAAUAUCUGCCCUCAGAGAACAAUUAAAGGAAUCGGAGAAAUAUCAGGAAACUCUUUUAAAAGAACUACAACAAACACGAGAAAAAUAUGAAUGUAGCAAAUUGGAAACACUUAGCGAUACUACAGAUACCAUAUCUGAAUUAAAAGAGGACUACGAUAAAGAACGUAGUACUUGGCUGGAAGAGAAGCAGCGUCUGUUAUUAGAAGUUGAAUUGCAAAAUAAGAAAUCUAUACAGCUGCAGGCAAAACAGCAGGAGUACGAUGAAAAUUAUGAGGAAUUAAAAUCCAAACGUCAAGCUAUUAGUCAGUGGGAGAAGCAAAUGUCCGAAAUUAUACAAUGGGUGUCAGAUGAAAAAGAUGCUAGAAGUUACUUGCAAGCUUUAGCCACCAAAAUGACCGAAGAACUAGAAUAUUUAAAACACUCAGGACCUUUCUAUAAGAAAAACAACGAUAACAAUAAAAACUGGCGUAACAGAAGAUCACAAAAGCUGGACAAAAUGGAAUUAUUGAAUCUGCAAUCAUCCCUACAGUCCGAAAUACAAGCCAAGGCAGCUAUAUCCGAGGAAUUAAGUAAAACAAGAGCCGAUUUGAUAGCCACACAAAAGGACUUGAAUGAAUGUCGCAAACGUUGCGAAUCGGCUAUUUAUGAACUGCAUUUUAAAGAGAAUCAGUUACGUGAUAUACAAAAAGGCUUGGAAACAUCUAAAGGCUUUCUGGAGCGUUCCAAUUCACAGGUAUCUUAUAACUAUUUCAAUAAGGAAACAGCAGCCAGUUUCAAAGAAUCGGAUCCGAACAUUUGCGGUAUCUCUCUAAGUGAAACCGUGAUGAAUUCAUCAUCGAAUAUAUUUUUUUCGGAUGACGAUCAGCGUCAACAGUUGCAUAUGUCCGCCAUGUACGGUGGCGGCAGCGGUAGUGGCAAUUAUCAUCCUAGCAAUUUAUCACCUGAACAAAAUCUCUCGUACGGAGAUGAGGGUAAAAUGCGUGUUAGUAAUACAAGUUCAAAAAGUAAUUUGAGUUGUAAAUCAAUAGACCCACAGCAAACACAACAGCAACACCACACGCCCAGUCUUCAUAAACAGAAAAUUCAUCAAUUUUUGGUACGCACAUUUAGCAGUCCAACGAAAUGUAAUCAUUGUACAUCGUUAAUGGUGGGUCUGACGCGACAAGGCGUUGUCUGCGAAAUUUGCGGAUUCGCUUGUCACACGAAUUGCUGUCAAAAGGUUCCUACAGUUUGCCCAGUACCAAAUGACCAAACCAAACGUCCCCUAGGUAUUGACCCAACAAGGGGCAUCGGCACAGCCUACGAAGGUUACGUUAAAGUCCCAAAGCAAGGUGUAGUGAAACGCGGUUGGGUGCGACAAUUUGUGGUAGUGUGUGAUUUCAAACUCUUCCUCUACGAUAUAUCGGCAGACCGUAGCGCUCUACCAUGCGUAAAUGUUUCACAAGUGCUGGAUAUGCGAGAUACGGAGUUCGCGGUUACCAGCGUGCGUGAAAGCGAUGUUAUUCAUGCCGCUAAAAAAGAUGUGCCAUGUAUCUUUAAGAUAAAAACAUCAUUAAUUGAGGGUGGUCCAUGCUUAAAUACGCUUAUGUUGGCUGACAAUGAAUCAGAGAAAACCAAAUGGGUGGUGGCUUUAAGUGAAUUACAUCGCAUUCUCAAACGCAACAAUCUUCCAAAUACUGCUAUUUAUAAAGUCAACGAAAUUCUAGAUAGUUCUUUAGCUCUAAUGCGUAAUGCUUUAAGCGCGCUUAUCAUAUAUCCCGAUCAAUUGCUAUUAGGUACCGACGAUGGUCUUUAUUGCAUCAAUUUCGAUCAGUACGAAAUUGCUCGCAUUGGUGAUAGCAAGAAAAUCAUACAAAUCUGGUACAUUGAAGAGGAGCAUAUUUUCGUUUUGCUAUGUGGGAAACAACGCCAUAUACGAUUGCUGCCGAUACGAGCAUUAGAGUGCAGCGACGUUGAAUGGAUUAAAGUUGUUGAUUCCAAAAAUUGUGUCGCGGCUUGCACGGGUAUCAUUAAACGUAUACCUACGGUGGUUUAUUGCUUUGUAGUGGCUUUAAAACGACCCACGAAUCAAACGCAAAUAAUUGUUUACGAGAUAAAUCGUAAUCGUUUGCGACACCAGAAAAUGUGCGAAUUCACUGUCGCGUAUACGGUGCAAUGCGUUCAAAUAUUAUCAGACAUGAGACUGGUUAUUGGGCAUCAAAGUGGCUUCACCGCCUAUCUACUGCAAGGUGAAGCGACUGCAAUGUCUUUAAUACAUCCCGAAAACCAGUUGUGUGCCUUUCUGAACUAUUCUGGCGUUGAUGCAAUACGUGUCAUCGAAAUACAAUGUUCCGCUGGAGGCUAUGGUGAAUAUUUGUUAGUUUUUCAAACGCUUGCCAUCUAUGUGGAUUUGCAAGGGCGAAAAUCACGCGAUAGAGAGAUUAUGUAUCCAGCUGUGCCCACUCAUAUAACUUAUUCAGAGGGCCAUUUACUGGUGUUUUCUGAAACGCAUUUAGAUAUAUUUAAUACACAAACUGCCGAAUGGGUCCAAUCUAUUGGCCUCAAACGUUCGCAGCCAUUAAGUCAACAGGGUAACAUUGUACUCACUUAUGUUAAUGAUGCUCCUUACAUAGUUUAUUUAGCUAACAUCCACACAAAAGGCUUCUUCCAAACAAAAAACAUUAAACGUAUUAGCGGCAUAAAUACCAAACGACGCUUUUCUAUGCGUGAAAUUAAUAAAACUAUAAAGAACACUGACAGAAGAUCGAAAAUGAUCUCUGCUCCCACAAAUUUUAAUCACAUUUCUCAUAUGGGUCCCGGGGAUGGUAUACAAAAUCAACGCUUAUUAGAUUUACCCACUUCUAUAGAAAGUCCAAAUGAGUCACGUAGUCAAUUGUUAAAUAUGAUACAACCGGAUAUGGCGUCGUUAAAACAAUUUAGGCAGCUUAAAAUUGGUCAUAAUAAUGGUAUGAUGCAAAAGAGCACAAUGAACGAACAACAAUCGGAACAUAACUAUUCCGAAUCUCGUUCACCUAGCCCUUUCGGCAAUGAGUCUUCAUCUUUUAAGGAUAUGUUUGAGGAUGAACUAUCGUUGGGGGCUCAAUUAAUGAGUGACAAUAAUCAACAGUGACAUUCACUGCGUUCAAUACUUUCCAUAUUCUCCGAACAACAUCCAUAAAGAUACCGCUACUUACGUACGGCCUAUAUCGCUAUCAACCUUUUUCUUUCUCUCUAUCCAUAAUACGUUUCCCAAAAAAAAUAAAAAAUAAAUAAAUAAAAGAUAAUAAAUUUUUAA
Glossina fuscipes is the source of this 6487-nucleotide messenger RNA. It is a transcript of the gene gek, whose product is annotated as serine/threonine-protein kinase Genghis Khan. The transcript has 18 exons. Gene Ontology annotation, molecular function: ATP binding; protein serine/threonine kinase activity. Gene Ontology annotation, biological process: actomyosin structure organization; peptidyl-threonine phosphorylation. NCBI's taxonomy places the organism in Eukaryota, Metazoa, Arthropoda, Insecta, Diptera, Glossinidae. The record is from RefSeq and is a predicted model, not a curated record. The coding region runs from base 1061 to 6322 and encodes 1753 amino acids. Gene Ontology annotation, cellular component: cytoplasm; cytoskeleton.